Molecule: messenger RNA, 2270 nt
Organism: Pseudophryne corroboree (corroboree frog)
Lineage: Eukaryota; Metazoa; Chordata; Amphibia; Anura; Myobatrachidae
Gene: ALG10
Product: ALG10 alpha-1,2-glucosyltransferase
Exons: 4
Coding region: 226-1629 (467 amino acids)
Biological process (GO): dolichol-linked oligosaccharide biosynthetic process; protein N-linked glycosylation
Cellular component (GO): endoplasmic reticulum
Molecular function (GO): dolichyl pyrophosphate Glc2Man9GlcNAc2 alpha-1,2-glucosyltransferase activity
Source: RefSeq, a predicted model, not a curated record
AUGGUGCGCAGUCCUGUAGGUGGCAGGGCCGGUGCCCAGUACUCUGACACGUGACAGGCGCUCUGUAGGGAGAGAUAAGACAGCUGUAAGUUAGUGGUGUGUGAUAGCGCCAUCCUCCGGCGACCCUGAGCUCACACAGCCAGCUAAGCAGCAGGUGAGGCUGCUGUGAGGUCCUGUCCCCCCAACCCAGGUUGGCACAGAGUUUAUGCUCCCCAGAGAUUCAACAUGGACAAGUUGGAAGGUUAUUACUUCUCUGCUCUCUUCAGCGGUUGUUUUCUACUCUCCAGUUUACUGUUCUCUAAACUUAACAGAGAGCAGAGGGAUACGUACAUGGAUGAGAUCUUCCACAUCCCCCAAGCCCAGCAUUAUUGCCAAGGACAGUUUAAUCUGUGGGAUCCUAUGAUUACAACUCUGCCUGGCCUAUAUCUGACAUCUGUGGGCAUACUGAAGCCUACUACCUGGCUCUUUGGAUGGAGCGAAAGUGUUGUCUGCUCUGCUGGAAUGCUGCGGUUUAUUAACCUUGUAUUCAGUCUUGGCAACCUGUACGUGUUUUAUUUAAUUAUUUGCAGGAUACAUACAAAGGUUUCAGCACUGAAGAGAAUUUUGUGUACCCUCACUUUAUAUUUGUUCCCCACUCUUUAUUUUUUCACAUUCCUCUACUACACAGAUGCUGGUUCCACAUUUUUUGUCCUUUUUACUUAUUUAAUGUGCCUGUACGGAAACCAUAAAAGUUCAGCACUUCUAGGGUUUUGCGCCUUCUGUUUUCGCCAAACAAACAUUAUAUGGGUAAUGUUCUGUGCUGGAAACGUUAUUGCAGAGAAGGUGACGGAAGCAAGGAAGGCACAUCUGAAGAAAAACGAUGAAAAGCCCUCCCCAAAAGAACCACUUUCUGAAAUAGUUGACACUCUAAAAUUUCUUGUCUGUUACUCGUUGUCUUCAAGGAACCUACUGACCCUUUUCCUGUUAACCUGGCCGUACAUCAUUCUAGUUUUGUGUUUUCUUGUUUUUCUUAUAGUGAAUAGUGGGAUAGUACUAGGAGACAGAAGUAAUCAUGAAGCCUGUUUUAAUUUUCCACAGCUGUUUUAUUUCCUUGCUUUUACAAUGAUCUUUUCAUUCCCCAUAUUCCUUUCUGUACAGAAAAUAAGCGACUUUAUUAGGUCAGUGUGGCGACGUCCCCUACUGUAUAUAACACUAGCUUGUAUCUCUCUGUUUCUUAUUUGGAAAUUCACUCACGUCCACAAAUAUUUGCUUGCUGAUAACCGCCACUACCCAUUUUAUAUAUGGAAGAAAAUAUUCCAGAGACAUGACUUGGUAAGAUACCUGCUUGUCCCUGGAUAUCUAUUUGCAGCUUGGAGUUUUGUGGAUGCUCUCAAGUCGAAGUCCAUAUUGUGGCUCCUUAUGUUCUUUGUAUGCAUACUAGCUGCCACAGUUCCUCAGAAGCUGAUGGAGUUCCGUUACUUCAUCUUGCCAUAUCUAAUCUUCAAAUUGAAUACAUCAAUUCCAUCUGUAAGUAAACUUCUCCUAGAGCUGGCACUUUACGUCACUGUCAAUAUUCUAACAUUCCAUCUCUUUUUGAAUAAAACGUUUCAUUGGCCAGAUAGUGAAGAAACGCAGAGAUUUAUGUGGUGAGCGAAAGGUUCAAGACCUAUGUAUCUAGGACAGAAAUUAUUUAGGCUAUUUGGAUAUAUGCUGCAGUCUUCGGUUUAAGAAGUAUGCAUUGAUUGAGGAGGAGAAAUAUAAUUUUGGUAGGAAUUUCAGAAUUGUUUGUAGGCAGUCCUUGCAAUCAUUUAUUUUACAUGGAACUUUUUGUACUAGAUAUAUGUAUUCACCACUACAAUAGUUUUUUUGUUUUGUUUUUCUAAGUAAAUGAUCAGCAUUUUUUUUAUUGUACUUUCCCAGAAAACCCAGUUGUUUAUGGUUUUACAGCAAAACUAGUCACAGAUUUUGUAAACAUUUUUGAGUGGAGUCAAGUGAUUAGAUAGUAAUGGGUAUUUUUUUAUUAUCUUUCUUUAGUACGUUUUGCUUAAACAUAAUUUGAACCAGUAAUGGCAUUCAUACAGUCUGUUGUAGUUUUAUUUUGCCUUUUUCUGCUAGGACUUUAGGUUGAACACUAGGUGGCAGUCUUUCCUUGUGGAUGCCCAACAUUCAGCGAAAUUAGGUUGUCAACAUUCCUCAUUGUCUGGUGUAAAGAUAAAUACAUGUAUUUUCUUGUUGCUUAUUGUUGAAAUAAAGAUUUAUUUUUGUAUUAAUAAAAUGUUUUCAUUAAACUA